AACCCGGAACCUGCAGGUGUACCAGCGCUGAAUGCUUAAUGUUUACGAAGGUUGUAUUUGCUCUUUCUCAGCUAAAUGUUUACCAACAGUUCCUGAAAUGAUAACUCGCAAGUCGAAAAAGUUUUGGAUUUGAGCGACAAUGGCGGCGAACUGGGUCGAGAGGAUUUCUGCUUUCUCCCGCAGUCCGUCCGGCUUCCUCUCCGGGACCACCGCGGAGGCUUUCCUGGCGGAGCUGCUCCGGGAGCUCCGCGAUGACAGAGCCACUUACAGCGUCAAGGUCCUCCUGCUGUCCCCGCUGUGUGAGCACCCAACCCUGCUGUGUUGCUCAGACUCUGUGGGUGAGGAGACGGCCCUGGAGCUCAUGUCAGUGUUUGCCCAGUGUCCUCCCAAGUCUGUCCAGUUUCGUUGCCACCUCCUCCUGGCCCUGACCUCCAUUCUCAUCUGCACUAAGUGUGCGAAGAGCCGCUCCUGUGCAUCUCUGGACUUUCUGGAUGUGCUGCUUCAAAUAGCCCAGGACACCAGUGACAUCCACGGCGAUGGUAGCCAGCGUCCUGUCCGUGCCACAGCCUGCGACUGCCUGCGAGAACUGGAGGCCUGCUGUCCCGGCCUCCUCUCCCACCGCCUGGAGCUCUUGGCUGGGCUCCGGCAGCAGGAAACAUCCAGGCUCCACCAGGCCUAUACGGGGCUUCACGCUCUGGUGUUAAGAAACGCUGUCUAUCAGCUCACCCAAGAAACAGGAGCUGGUCCUGAGCACCUUAAAGCUCUCCUCGGAGGAAAUGUAUCAGCUGCAUGGGAGGCAGACCAGGAGUCAGGCCUGACAAACAGCAAACACUCAGCCAUACUGUCUUCUCUCAUCCUGGGACCCAUGGGUACAGUGCCCACUCUGCACACCGGACCUGACUGUAAGGAGCUGCGAUCACUUCUUUCCUCCCUGCUGGAUGAAUCUUACCUCCUCACGCCUCUGUGUCAGGCUGCACUGUUACAUAGACUGACAGAGGUGGUUGCUAUGGUGCCUGGAGUCCCUCCAGCUAUAUUCAGGACUCACCUGCUGCGGCUGCUGGGCACUAGUGAGGUGUGCCUCCUUCACGCCACUCUGCUGCUGAAGGGUGCCUUCACAGACAGCCUGUUCAGCUCCGAAGACGAAGCCUUCAUCCUCAAACGGCUGGUGGUGCUCUCCCAGCACCCGCUCCUGAACACACCUGAGAAACUCUUUUACAUGGACUGCAUCCUGCACUUCCCGGAGAACCGGCCCAUCAGCUGCGGUGACGGCGACGAGACUCUCCCUGUGCUGCUGACUCCGCGGCUUGCUUCGGCUCUGGUGCCCACUCUGUUCAAUGACGGCGCCACCCUGCUUGCCCGGUUCAACCUGCUAUCCCUGGUGUACCUGGAGGAAGGGGAGGAGGGGGAGGACGGCCAGGGGCUGGCCUACCUCUACGAGCACCUCACCUCACUGCUGUGCAUUGUGGAGAACAGAGGCGGCAGAGAGCACGUCGUCACUUUCUUCAGAGCGGCCUUCCUUUUUUUGUAUUACUUCUGCCAUGUGGAGCGCUACUCCACCGCUUUGACCAAGCAGCUGUGUCAGCUCUACCUCCACCAUAUCAAGCUGGCUCCACACCUCAUCAACCUGGCUGACCAGACCCAGGACAGACUGUCUGAAUCUAACUGGUCUGUGGGGCUCCUCAAAGCUCUGCAAGGGGUCAUUACCGAGGCCCCGCUCACCCAGCUCACCUCGCAGGACCUCAGCCAGCACCUCAAAAUGCUGGCCCGCGUGGCAGAAGAAGGAGACAUCCUCCAACAUCACCUCAACUUCCUCUCCAGCAUCAUCACGCUCCUCUCCUCAUUGUGCGCAAAUGGUGAUUGGCGUCUGGGAAAUUACAUCCUUGGAGUCUGCCGCCGCCUGCUCAUCCACCCGAGUCUGGACUCACUGCUCACACCGCUGGCUGACGUCCUGCAGCUCCUCGUUUGUCACUAUGGAGACAUGGAGAUCCAGGACCACGCCCGUCUUUACUACACCCUCCUGACCACGCUGUCAAAGAGAAGCUGGCUGGGGUGUUGGCACAGGGUGGAAGAGGGAAGGCGUCAGGUCAAGAAGCAGUCGCUCUCUUGCCUCAUGGAUGAGGGACUGACGAGCAUGUUGACCAUUCAGCAGACAGAUAAAGCAGUAUUCAGGCUGACGGAGGCGCCUCCUGAGCCACGAGGAGGAGAUGUAAAUCCAAAUGAAGCAGAGAAAGGCCCAGAUGAGGCGAGUGCAACAGUGGAGGCCUACAGAGAUCAAUUCAGUGACUCCAGCUUUGCUUCAGAAAUCACCUUAAGGUACGGGCUGAUCCACGUCAGCGCUCACGACGCCCUCUUUGAUCAACUCUUCAGCAUCCGCCUCCACUUCAGCCUCACAGACCAUCACUACGAGGAGCUGGGCGACAUCAGCGUCCCGUGUCUUUUCAGAGAGAGACCGUCGCCCAUAGUUCACCUCAGACUGAAGCCCAAGCAGCCUUACCCCAACCUCCACGCCAGCGCCAUCUUCACCACCCAGGAUGGGCGUACGUGGCACACCACCCUGCCCGACAUCCACGUGGCUUUCCAGCAGACAUUUCUGCCUCUGUCUGUCCCCUCGAGCUGGGGACGAGGUGGCACACUAAGGGUGUUUGAGGGAUUAUGGGACGAAAUGUGCGCAGAGGGAGACAGUGCUGUAAGCCUAUUCUGCUGCCAGCUGACGGACGCAGCUCUGAAUACACUGGUGGAAAAGCACUUCCUUUCCUUCCUCGUAUCAGACCUGUCACUUAAAGAAGAGUUCAGAGUGCUUUUCGUCCUCCCACCACGCUCUCACAUCCUGUUGAAGGUCAGCUCGGAGGAGGACGCCGUGCACUUCAACAUUGCCACUGAUAACUGGGAGCUUCUGCCUUACAUUAGUUCUUACCUACUGACAAUCACUUCACAGGAAGACACUCUCAGCUCACUGUGAUGGACAACACUGACCUGAUUUUUAACAAAAAGAAAAUAACUUUUAACAUCCACAUUUUUCCAAUUAAGAUGAAAUGACUAUCGACUGUUGAUUUGAAAUGAAGAAAUUGCACUUUAAUUGCCUUGACAUACAAUUAAACAUGAAAUUACA
Molecule: messenger RNA, 3109 nt
Organism: Archocentrus centrarchus (flier cichlid)
Lineage: Eukaryota; Metazoa; Chordata; Actinopteri; Cichliformes; Cichlidae
Gene: ap5b1
Product: adaptor related protein complex 5 subunit beta 1
Biological process (GO): endosomal transport
Cellular component (GO): lysosomal membrane; AP-type membrane coat adaptor complex
Source: RefSeq, a predicted model, not a curated record